Leucoraja erinaceus (little skate) is the source of this 2698-nucleotide messenger RNA. Its product is annotated as G-protein coupled receptor 54-like. Gene Ontology annotation, biological process: neuropeptide signaling pathway. Gene Ontology annotation, molecular function: G protein-coupled peptide receptor activity. Gene Ontology annotation, cellular component: membrane. Bases 450 to 1568 code for a protein of 372 amino acids. The record is from RefSeq and is a predicted model, not a curated record. The transcript has 5 exons. Lineage: Eukaryota; Metazoa; Chordata; Chondrichthyes; Rajiformes; Rajidae.
UAUCCCCCUCCCCAACCCCCUGGCUCCCACCCUUCCACUCUCUCAAGGUCCGGACCCGGAACGCGACCACCCCCCUCUCCCCCCUCCCGCUAAGGUCCUCCAGCUGUUUGCUCCAGAUGCCAACAUCUGGUGUCUCCGUUUAAAAGCAGCGGUGGAUGUUCGCUCCUCUCGCUGUACUGCAGUCUUUCUACCUUCGCUGGAGUUGGUUCCACACGGUUCUCCGCCGGCAGAAGCAGUGCCCCCUCCUCCUCCCUCCCUCCUCGCCCCCCUGGGGUUGUCCCACCUUCCGUCGCCCAAGGAGACCGUCCCGCCGGUAGCAGCGAUGGGGCGGCUGUUCACAACCUUUCUCUGACUUCUCCUCGACUGUGGGCGAUCGCUGACCUCCCAGUUCCCCAGGUGUCGCCCCGACCUCCAGCCAGUUCCCCCCUGGACCUGGGGUUGGUCCCAAUAUGGAAGCGAGCGCUAACGGGAGCGCUAACGAGGAGGGCAGCGCUGGCUGGACAGACUGGGACAUCUCGGCUCGGCCCGGACCGGGAGUUGCCACCCUCAACAUGACGGGCGAGGGAGAUCCGCCCUUCCUCACCGAUGCCUGGCUAGUCCCUCUGUUCUUCGCCCUGCUCAUGUUGGUGGGACUGGUGGGCAACUCUCUGGUGGUCUAUGUGGUCAGUACCAGGAGGCAGCUCAGGACAGCCACCAACUGUUACAUCGUGAACCUGGCCACAACGGACAUCAUCUUCCUGGUUUGCUGCGUGCCUUUCACAGCCACACUCUACCCCCUCACCAGCUGGGUCUUUGGAGAUGCCAUGUGCAAACUGGUCAACUACCUACAGCAGGUCACUGUGCAGGCCACAUGUAUAACGCUGAUGGCCAUGAGCAUGGAUCGUUGCUACGCCACCGUCUACCCGCUUCAGUCCUUACGUCACCGCACUCCGAGGCUGGCCAUGGCGGUCAGUGUGGCCAUCUGGAUCAGUUCCUUCCUCCUGUCCGCCCCCAUGGCGAUGUACCACAGGAUAGCGAGGGGCUACUGGUACGGGUUCCAGACCUACUGUGUGGAGGCCUUUCCCACGCAGUCCCAGCAGAAAGCUUUCAUCAUCUACAGCUUCCUGGCUGUGUACCUGUUGCCGCUGGUCACCAUCUGUGUGUGCUACACCCUCAUGCUUCACCGUGUCGGCCGGCCCGUGGUCCGACCAGCAGACGGUGGCUACCAGAAUGUCCACCAUUUGUCCGAGCGAUCAAUUGCCAUGAGAGCCAAGAUCACCAAGAUGGUUGUGGUGGUGGUCGUCUUGUUCACCGUGUGCUGGGGCCCCAUCCAGGUCUUCAUCCUCUUUCAGGUCUUCUACUCCGGCUUCCAAGUCAACUUUGAGACCUACAAGAUCAAGACCUGGGCCAACUGCAUGUCCUACGUCAACUCCUCCAUCAACCCCAUUGUCUACGCCUUCAUGGGCGAGAGUUUCAGGAGAUCCUUCAGAAAAGCUUUUCCCUUCAUGUUCAAGAAACGGGUGAGAGACAGCACCUUCAGUAACGGCUCCAGAAAUGCAGAGGUGAAGUUUGUCACCGAGGAAUCCUAAGCUCUACAAAGGUGACACGAACGCCUUUGUAUCUACUGUCUGGAACCAAAGGUGGAGUCUACAACCAAGUCGGUGACCAUCCCAGAGCCAUCUCUGUCAGAGUAACUGGGGUCAAAGUUAAAACAAGGACAUCACUUGUAUCAUUGGCGUACACCACUUACAAAAUGGAACAUGAUUUUUUUCAUAAAUACAUUUCAUUAACUUAGGAUGUCACAAACUAUUUUUAAGUAAUGAAGUCACUAUGAGUUCGAGUUCAAGAGACAUUUAUUAUCACUAAUUGGUACUGUGAGAUUUGAAUACCAUACAUCGAAAUAUUGUAAUUACUGACUUAUCACUGAUACUGUUGUGGUCACUAUUAUAGUCAUGUUAUAGUGUUGUGGUUCCCAUUAUAGUCAUGUUGCUGUCAAUGUGUAGAACUGUGUACACAAUGGUGUUCGCUGUGAAGCAGUCACUUCAUCAGUCACUAAUGGAUAUCUGUUCAGGUACUUAAAUAAUUCCUGUCUUUAAUAUUAUUUGUUCCAAAUUUACAAUGCUGCUUCGAGUUCAUAUUAAAAAAAUAAGGAAUUGUGUAUCUCCUUGGGAAAAGAUCGGACUUUUCAUAGUUGUAAGUUGCAAGCUGCUACUGGAACGUGGAGAGUUGUUGUAUUGAUGUGUAGAUGAAUUUGACUGGAUUGGAUCAGAACAAGAACUCCACUGUAUCUUUACACACGUUACAAUAAUGGAGCAUUGAGGAAUGGGUGAUGUUUCGGGUCAAGACCCUUCUUCAGACCUGAAACGUCACCCAUUCCUUCUCUCCAGAGAUGAUGCCUGCCUGCUGAGUUACUCCAGCAUUUUGUGUCUAUCUAGAUUCUACACUGAAUGGCCAGGUUCUCACCAGCAGAGGUCAGCCACGAGCAACCUUUUACUCAAAGUUGGUGCUGGCCUUAAGAUUAUGAGUGUCACUUAUACAGUGAGUGCUGUCCAGUGCAAUCAAACCACACACACACGUCCACAGAGAAAAUAUGCAAUGCUGGAGCCUUGUAGAGUCACAGUUACCAUAAGACCAUAAACACAGGAACAGAAUUAGACCUUGAGGAGGAAGAACAGUCUAGUCCGAGGAACAGCACCUCAUAUUCCACCUGGGGACCUUG